CGCUGAUCCGAACCCGAAGGAAGUAAACCCUAAUCCUCGUUUCAUGACCUUUUCGCUAUCCCCAAUCGACGUCCGGCCCUGAUUCAUCGCCUUUGCCGAACCGCUGCCCUUUCUCCGCUGGAUGCAGUCAUCCAUCAGGACUUGAACGUGUCUUUGCUUAGAGGCCGAGCUGGGUACUGCAGCGCGUGGACGAGCGAGUAAUUAGGCAUAGAAGGAAAGGAUGAAUCCUUUGACGCUGGUGAAGCGGACCCAGAAGAUCAACUCCACCGAGGCGGCGUUGGGCAUAUCGGAGGAGGCCUCCUGGCACGCUAAAUACAAGGAAUCCGCCUACAUAUUCAUCGGUGGCAUCCCCUUUGAUCUUACCGAGGGCGACCUCCUCGCCGUCUUUUCCCAGUAUGGGGAGGUAGUCGAUGUUAAUCUUGUGAGAGACAAGAGUACUGGUAAAUCAAAAGGUUUUGCCUUUCUUGCAUAUGAGGAUCAAAGGAGUACAAUUCUUGCUGUAGACAAUUUAAAUGGGGCAAAGAUCCUUGGUCGAAUCGUAAGAGUUGAUCAUGUUAGUAACUAUAAGAAAAAGGAAGAGGAAGAUGAGGAGGAGCGACAGAAAAAGAGGGAGUCACGUGGUGUAUGUCGUGCCUUUCAAAGGGGUGAAUGCAAAUUUGGUGAUUCUUGCAAAUUUUCUCAUGAUGAGCAGAGAAGCGCAAACACAGGCUGGGGUCCCAAGGACAGUGAUUCAAGAUGGAAUCAUGACAGAUACGAUGGCCCUCCAAACAGUCACAAAAAUGCCUCUCGACAUGCCUCAGAUCCUACUCUGCAUCAGAGAGUUAAAGAGGGCGACUCAAAAUCUGGAUCGGUAAACAAGGAUAGUCAUCCUUCAAGACUAAAGACCUAUGAAGAUGAUGACGAGUACAGGGAGUCAAGGAGGGACAAGCCCUCGGACAGGCGAAAUUUAGAAGCAAACCGGGAAGACAGAUUAGACAAGCAAGGAAAUGACAAACGCAGGAGGCACGAUGAAGAAUCCUCUAGCUCCCGUUACCGAAGCCGGGAAGACAGAGGUUCUCCAAGCAGAGUGCAUCGACGAUAGAUUGGCAGUUCCUCUGGAGACAUGAUUGGUUGGUUGAGGUUUCAGGACUUGUUAUUGUGAAUACUGUUCCAUGGUUUCUCCAGAUUGCAAUGGCCCCAGGCAUGUGAGUCAUGACCCAAUUCCUUCAAAGAUGAAUUGAGCGAGCAUGCUGUUGAUAUGGACGCCUAACUUGAAAGCUGUUGUGCCAUUGGCUCAUUCGCACUGCCACUGCCACAGCCUUGAUCGAGCCCAUGGCUCCCGCUAGGCUGAGGAAUGGAGUGGUGCAGAUGCCUUUGUAUUUUGGGUGGAUGGCUAUUGCGUAUCAUCUUCCCGUUGUGAGAUUAUAAUGUGGGCUUUGGUGUC
Musa acuminata AAA Group (dessert banana) is the source of this 1423-nucleotide messenger RNA. Its product is annotated as zinc finger CCCH domain-containing protein 25. The transcript is spliced from 5 exons. NCBI's taxonomy places the organism in Eukaryota, Viridiplantae, Streptophyta, Magnoliopsida, Zingiberales, Musaceae. Gene Ontology annotation, biological process: mRNA splicing, via spliceosome. Gene Ontology annotation, cellular component: precatalytic spliceosome; U2 snRNP; catalytic step 2 spliceosome. The record is from RefSeq and is a predicted model, not a curated record. Bases 221 to 1081 code for a protein of 286 amino acids. Gene Ontology annotation, molecular function: RNA binding; metal ion binding.